AGAAAUAAACACCGGGCAUCGGUUUAAACACUCCACGCGACCACCAGCUACCCUCAGCACGACUCCGAGGACAUUUCUAGAAUCAUGGAAGACCAUUUUAACGAUCCGGGUAAAAACCAACCCUGUACGGAGUAGGAAAACACGAUUUUAAUCCAUUUUUAUUCAGGAUGUAGUAUCUUCUCAAAGGGGCAAGAUGACGCAAUUUCCCCCUGUGUGAACGAGUGAUGCUAGCCUAGAAAUGGAUUGAAUGUCAUGUUUUUGAUCUUCUAUUUGGACUACUUUUUACCCGGCUCGUUAUAAUAGUCUCCGGUGGAUCUUAAAGUGUUUUCAGAGUCGGGCUGAGUGGUGCAGAUGUCCUUCUGGACGGUGAAAUGUUCGGGUUGUGUUUAUUUUCCUGAUUCGUCAGCGUGAUUCUACCACAGGCGUUGGGGCUUGAGCUGUAAUGAUUGACACGGCGCAGAGCCAAUUGGGAUCGCAUUUGUUUGUGUUCGACCAAUCGCCGCAUCUCGAUUCGGCUCGGAGGGGGGGGCUCGGAUGGGAGAGUGCGCCGCCAUACAUGUUCCCGGUGUGCGGACGGAGCGGAGCGUUUCCUGCACUGGUGCAUGGUGGUCGAACAGGAGGAAUUGUUGGAAAUUUCUCGGAGCAGCUGAAGCAUGCUCUUGGCCCAGAUAAACCGGGACUCCCAGGGAAUGGCAGAGUUUCACGAUGCAGACGGUCAGCCAGUCACGCUCUGUCUGACCGAGGCCGUGACUGUGGCAGACGGCGAUCAGAUGGACAGCAUGGACACGGUGAGUCUGCAGGCCGUCACUCUGGCCGACGGCUCCACGGCGUACAUCCAACACGACUCCAAAGCGGCGUUUUCAGACGGGCAGAUCAUGGACGGACAGGUGAUCCAGCUGGAGGACGGAUCCGCCGCCUAUGUCCAACAUGUGUCAAUGCCCAAAGCAGGAGGAGACAGUUUACAGCUGGAGGAUGGACAGGCUGUCCAGCUGGAGGACGGGACGACGGCGUACAUCCACACACCCAAAGAUUCGUACGACCAGUCCGGCCUCCAGGAGGUGCAGCUGGAGGACGGUAGCACUGCCUACAUCCAGCACACGGUGCACAUGCCCCAGUCCAACACCAUCCUGGCCAUCCAGGCCGACGGAACCAUCGCAGACCUGCAGGCUGAGGCUGCCGCCAUCGACCCCGAGACCAUCAGCGUCCUGGAGCAGUACACCACCAAGGUGGAGAACAUCGAAAACCCCCUGGGUUCAUUCGGCAGAGUCGAAGCAGACAACGGCGUCCACAUGCGGAUUGUGUUACAGGGUCAGGACAACAGACAGGGACGGGUGUCCAACGUGGGGGAGAAGUCCUUUCGUUGUGAAUACGAGGGCUGUGGAAAACUUUACACCACCGCCCACCACCUCAAGGUACAUGAACGCUCCCACACUGGAGACAAACCAUACAUCUGUGAUUAUCCUGGAUGUGGAAAGAAGUUCGCAACAGGGUAUGGACUGAAGAGUCACUCGCGGACACACACAGGGGAGAAGCCGUACAGAUGUCAGGAGUUAAACUGCUGCAAGUCCUUCAAAACCUCCGGAGACCUUCAGAAACACACUCGCACACACACAGGUGAGAAGCCGUUCAAGUGUCCGGUUGAAGGCUGCGGGCGGUCGUUCACGACGUCCAACAUCCGUAAAGUCCACAUCCGGACCCACACCGGCGAGCGGCCUUACUACUGCUCCGAGCCCAGCUGUGGACGCUCCUUCGCCUCCGCCACCAACUACAAGAACCACAUGAGGAUACAUACGGGAGAGAAGCCCUACGUGUGCACGGUUCCGGGCUGUGAGAAGCGUUUCACCGAGUACUCCAGCCUGUACAAACACCACGUGGUGCACACGCCGUGUAAACCCUACAACUGCAACCACUGUGGGAAAACGUACAAGCAGAUCUCCACCCUGGCCAUGCACAAACGCACCGCACACAACGACACCGAGCCCAUCGAGGAGGAGCAGGAGGCAUACUUUGAACCCCCCACAGACGCCAUCGACGACCCUAACGUCAGCUACACAGCGGCGGUGAUCGAUGCCGAAGACUCUGGGUCGGAACAGCUUCCUGUCGAGAGCGCGGACAUGGUCGCUCAGCAACACGUCGCCUUGGUAACGCAGGAAGAUGGAACACAACAGCAGGUCAGUAUCUCCGAAGCAGACCUGCAGGCGAUGGGUGGAACUAUCACCAUGGUAACACAGGAGGGCACAACUAUAACCAUCCCAGCUCACGAACUCGCCACGCAAGGGACGCACUCGGUUACCAUGGUAACGGCGGACGGCUCCGAUGAGCAGGUGGCCAUCAUGACCCCCGACAUGGCCUCGUUCCAGACGGUGGAGGAGGGGGGGUUCAGCCAAGACCAGGACGACAUCCACCCUGUCACCCUACUGGCCACGUCCAACGGCACGCACAUCGCCGUCCAGCUCAGUGAUCAGCCUUCGUUAGAGGAAGCCAUCAGGAUAGCAUCGAGGAUACAACAGGGAGAGUCGCCGGGUCUGGACGAUUGACGGACGCAGAACCCGGACGCCGGCGCCGCUCCACCCCAGUCUUCCUCCAUGGUCAUUUUCCACCAAUGAACUCAGCUUUUACGUGUACAUAGUAUUUUGAUAACUGGACUUCUGCUUGAUGCUCUUUGUUCCUCCUCGUUCCAGACGAUGAAGGGGAAGCGCUUUCUAAUGUUAAUGGUGCACAGUGCACAGAGCAGUGUACAGCUAAUGCUAUUUCUAAUAAAAAAAGACAAAAUGUGUGAUUAACUGAUG
Messenger RNA from Sphaeramia orbicularis (orbiculate cardinalfish), 2789 nucleotides. RefSeq names its product zinc finger protein 143b (gene znf143b). The transcript has 15 exons. The record is from RefSeq and is a predicted model, not a curated record. Bases 654 to 2537 code for a protein of 627 amino acids. Lineage: Eukaryota; Metazoa; Chordata; Actinopteri; Kurtiformes; Apogonidae.